This is a messenger RNA of Belonocnema kinseyi, 573 nucleotides long. RefSeq names its product circumsporozoite protein-like. The record is from RefSeq and is a predicted model, not a curated record. The transcript has a single exon. Lineage: Eukaryota; Metazoa; Arthropoda; Insecta; Hymenoptera; Cynipidae. Bases 1 to 573 code for a protein of 190 amino acids.
AUGGCUGAAUCAUCUUGCUGUGGCUGGGGGGGGAAAGGACCCAAAACGGCGGCAGAUUACAUGUACGACUCGGACAGUCCGCGAAGACCGAACCCACCACCAGCAUUCCACGGAGCCCCACCGAACCCAGGUGCUAUGGUUUCCAUGGCACAGCACGGAGGCCCACAAAACCCAGGUGCAAUGGUUUCCAUGGCACAGCACGGAGGCCCACAAAACCCAGGUGCAAUUGUUUCCAUGGCACAGCACGGAGGUCCACAAAACCCAGCUGCAAUGGCUGCCAUGGGACACCAUGGAGCUUCACCAUACCCAGGUGCAGCCCCCGGACCUUACGGUGCUGCAAUGCCACAACACCCAGGGGGUAUGGCUAUGACCCCGUACAAGGCACCAUACGCAGACACGACGAGCUUUUCAGGACCCCGCGACAGAUCUAAUGAGCCAAAUUAUUCAGUUCGUGCGAUUUCACCAGAGCACGACGGCUCGCAUGAGGCUUUUCAAACAGUCAUGGGCCACGCCGGACAAUACUCACAGGACCCUUAUGCGCGUGUAAAUACACUUAGAACCGGACGUAUGUGA